This is a messenger RNA of Musa acuminata subsp. malaccensis (wild Malaysian banana), 604 nucleotides long. NCBI's taxonomy places the organism in Eukaryota, Viridiplantae, Streptophyta, Magnoliopsida, Zingiberales, Musaceae. The record is from RefSeq and is a predicted model, not a curated record.
CUUACCCUUCCUCGAUGUCCGACUCACAGGUGAUGAUAGCUCCGCCUGAGGAAGAAGCCUCGCCUAUGGCAAACGUCCAACUGGUCUCGAGACGGGUCUCGGACGCACUCCUGACCAAGUUCCCGGACACGUCGGAGUUCGACUUCGAGUACGAGAAGAGCAGCCUGUGGUCGCCGCCGGUGCCGCUCCCCGCGUCAGCGAGCUCGUCCCCACUUGCGUGCGCCGAAGGAGAUCGACGCCGUAAGCGAUGGAACAAGGUAAAGAAAGCAUCCUUUGCUAUCCUUCAUUACAAGGGAUGCAUAAGGGGAACCCUCUGUAACACAAUUCAAUGCCAGUUUGCUUCAUGUGAGAGCAGCUGAAGAGGAAUUAGCAGCUUCCAGUCCGAGGUCUAAACAUAGAUAUAUACACGCUGGAGUAUGUGAUCUGCAGCUAUAUGUUGGUUUGAUUCUCAAAAUGAAUCUGAAGACUUCCAUCCUCUCGGUCAUUUGCAUCUACUGGUGACACGAGUGCAGCAUUCAUGCAAGCAUUAUUGAUCUCAGUGCAUAGAAUAGCAGACUGAGGGUUGAGAUGGAUACAAUGGAUACUGCCAAAUGAACAAGGCUUC